AUGCGCAAGUUGGAGCCUGCAGAUGACAAUGAGGCCGUGAUGGAUGCGCCCGCAGUCGCGACACCUGCUGAACAAAUUCCCACAAGCACAGAGAAUGAGGAGGCAACUGGUGAUGCUGAGGCUUCAAGUGGAGCAGCCACUGAGAAUGGAAGCGGGGAGCCAAAGCUGUCGAAGAACCAACUCAAAAAGCAAAGGCGGCACGAACGCUGGGAAGCGGGGCGUGAGGAUCGAAAACUAAAGCGAAAAGAGAAGCUCAAAGAAAAGAAAGAGCGGCGGCGCGAGCAGUUGGCCCAGAUGCCAGUGGAUGAAAACGGAAACAAAAUAAGACUGCUGCCUCCACGUCCACCUAGGCAUUCAGCAGGGACAGGAACUCAAGUACCCAUCACGGUAAUCUUUGACUGUGACUUCGAGGAGCUUAUGUUCGACAACGAGCUCAAAAGCUUGGGCCUGCAGAUCACAAGAUGUUACAGCGACAACCGGAAAGCAAAGUUCAGGGCACAUCUAGCGUUGAGCAGCUUUGGCGGCAAGAUGAAAGAACGCUUCGAUGGCAUUCUAGCGAAGCAAUAUACCAGCUGGACAGGAUUCCGGUUCUUUGAGGAAGAUUUUGUGGAAGUGGCCGAGAAAUCGAAGGAGUGGAUGACCGGACCAAAUGGAGGAGAGGUGGCUGGUGCAUUGCAGUCUUCUUUGGAAGCCAAUGAAGCAAGCGGACAACAGAAUGCAGCAGACGGGGAGGCAGGAGAGAUUGUCUACCUUUCAUCCGAGUCGGACGAGGUCCUUACGCACUUGAAACCGAACAGCACUUACAUCAUUGGGGGUCUGGUCGACAAGAACCGGCACAAAGGAAUCUGCCAUAAGCGAGCGGUCAGCCGAGGCAUCAAGACGGCAAAACUACCCAUUGGUGAAUAUCUCGAGAUGAAGAGCCGACAAGUUUUGGUGACGAAUCACGUACUGGAGAUUAUGCUCAAGUGGAUGGAGUUUGGCGAUUGGGGAAAGGCUUUCAUGGCUGUGAUGCCCGAGCGAAAGGGCGCCAAGCUGAAAGGCGAGGCUGAUGACGGGGAGAACGACGGAGAAGCCGCAGACGAGCAGGAAGAACAUGGAGAUGAUGAGCUUGCGGAUGCAGCGGAAGAUGGAGCCGCAGCGAACAAGGAGACUGCCGCAGAAACGGUCAAAUCUACAUGA
Molecule: messenger RNA, 1179 nt
Organism: Exserohilum turcica Et28A
Lineage: Eukaryota; Fungi; Ascomycota; Dothideomycetes; Pleosporales; Pleosporaceae
Exons: 1
Coding region: 1-1179 (392 amino acids)
Biological process (GO): tRNA N1-guanine methylation
Cellular component (GO): nucleus
Molecular function (GO): tRNA binding
Source: RefSeq, a predicted model, not a curated record